AUGGCCGACGGUUUUCCUAUCCCUAUCUCCGGUAUCCACUCGCCCUCUGAGACGCAGGCCGCCAGGACUGCUGGGCUGAACGAUAUUUUCCAUUCGUUUGCCACGCCCUCCCUCCAACAUGUCAUCUCUUUGCGCCGGGUCUGUGACAAUGAACUCAGUCAAGCAGGGUGA
Protopolystoma xenopodis is the source of this 171-nucleotide messenger RNA. The record is from the annotation of a GenBank genome assembly. Lineage: Eukaryota; Metazoa; Platyhelminthes; Monogenea; Polystomatidea; Polystomatidae.